UCCGUAUUUGUUCAGUUCUUUCCACACUCAUUUGUGAGGCUGCAGAUGCAUAAAUGGUGAGAGAGUGCAAUCAUCACGCGUCUGGAGACAAUGCAACUAUUGAGAAGCAUAGCUGGUCAAUUAUUUAUUGUCUUCUUUAUCCAUUCCUUUCAUAAUGUCAAAAUCCAAGCCCUUCCUCAGUCUGUAUUGACGGCGAGCGCGUCAACCAUCGGAGAGGAAGAGUCCGUUACACUUCAGUGUUCGGCAAGGGCAGGGGAUCCUCCUAAAAAAUGUUGGUUUUACCUGAUUAGUCCAAACGGCGAAAAGAACCUUGCCUUCGAAUGCCAGGCGACAUUUACAGGCUCUGUGCUCCUGGCAGAGAACUUUGCUCUCGCUGAGGUGAAGGUUCGGUGUUAUUACACCAACGAUCGGGGUGAGCCUGCUCCACACAGCGACAUCGUGUCUAUCACUGUAGCAAGAGCCCUUCCUCAGUCUCUAUUAACGGCGAGCGCGUCUUCCAUCAGAGAGGAAGAGUCGGUAACACUUCAGUGUUCGGCAAAGGCAGGGCACCCUCCUAGAAAAUGUUUGAUUUUCCUGAUAAGACCCACUCAGGGCCAAAAAAACAUCGCCUUUGAAUGCCAGGAGACAUUUACAGGCUCUGACCUCCUGAGAGAGAACUGGUCUCUCGCUGAGGUGAAGGUUGGGUGUUUUUACACCAACGAUCGGUGGAAACCUCCGACUGCUCCACACAGCGACAUCUUGUCAAUCACUGUAAGAAGAGCCCUUCCUCAGUCUGUAUUGACGGCGAGCGCGUCAUCCAUCAGAGAGGAAGAGUCGGUAACACUUCAGUGUUCGGCAAAGGAAGGAGACACUCCUAAAAAAUGUUAUAUUUACUGGUUUAUUCAAGCGAACGAGCAAAACAAAAUCGCCUUAGACUGCCAGGCAACAUAUACAGGCUCUGACCUCUUGACACGUACCGGGGCUCUUGCUGAGGUGAAGCUUCGGUGUUUUUACACCAACGAUCGGGAUGAACCUGCUCCACACAGCGACAUCGUGUCUAUCACUGUAAGAAGAGUUGUUACUGGCAGUCCUACAUCAGUCAGUCAGAUUAGUCCUACGCCAGCCAGGCCUACGUCAAACAGACCUACGCCAGCCAGACCUACGCCAGCCAGUCCUACGCCAGCCAGUCCUACGCCAGCCCGUCCUACGCCAGCCCGUCCUACAUCAGCCAGUCCUCAAUUAGCCAGUCCUAUAACAGCCUGUACUACCACUGCGGCCACAACCGUGGAGAAUCCCAACUCAGUUGUCCCAGGCAGUCCUACGUCAACCAGCACUACCACUGCUGCCACAACCAUGGUGAAUUCCAACUCCAGUGCCCCAUAUACCCCUCCUGGUGAGCCCAUUUCAGGUCCCUCUGGUCCUCCUAUAAACCCAAGGUCCAAUGAAGAAGGAACAGGGAGAAUAUUUUUAAAGGCUGCAAUCAUACUAAUAGUAUGUUGUGGAGUGAUUGUGUUUCUGAUCGUUCUGCUGUUUGCUGUUUUGCAAACUUGGAGGAGGAGAAAGAAAAACACAAUGGAAAUGAAGAGUCUCAAUACUGGAUCGUCAAAAGUGGUUAAUCGCUCCGGCAGCGGCAUCAAAAAGGAUGGUGACUACCACAUGUACAGCACUAUCUCUAAUGAGCCCAGCGCACCCAACCAGACGUUGGUGUAUGACCUUCUGCAGGCCAAUUGACCUCAUGUUCCUGCAGGUCCACGCCACUGGGAUAACAAACCCUGUUUUGCCUGGUUCGUUUUUUUGUGCCCUGCUUCAAAACAAUUUGAAUGCCACAUUAUAGAAAUGUAUGGCAAUGACUUUGCAACUAGGAAGAUCUAUGUAUGUGCGGAUAAACAAAGGCUUACAAACCAAAAACGAUGGUUGAAUGGUGAAAAAUAUGUCUGUGUUUAUUCAGUUCUUUUUUGUGUCAACAUGAUGAAUAUGGCUUCUUUAUUAUGGCCAAUGUAACAUUCUUAUAAAUUGUAUUUAGUUGACAUUCAUAUUUAGCUUGAAUUAUAUGUCUUUGCAUUUACAGAGAGGGAACGUGAAGAAAAAUAACAUUACUUUGUUUUAGCAGCAAUCUUUGAAAUAUUUUCAAGAAUUGAGUGUUGCCAUAUGUAUUUUGUAUUUUGAUAUAUUUACCAAAGGUAUCAUGUGGAAUCUGCCUGCAUUCAUACAUCAAAUACUUUUAAUCACAAUAAACCAGAGAAGCAUGUAUGGACA
Molecule: messenger RNA, 2235 nt
Organism: Gadus morhua (Atlantic cod)
Lineage: Eukaryota; Metazoa; Chordata; Actinopteri; Gadiformes; Gadidae
Product: vacuolar protein sorting-associated protein vts1
Exons: 11
Coding region: 91-1710 (539 amino acids)
Source: RefSeq, a predicted model, not a curated record